CGUCUCAUCGUUUCGAACACUCAGCACAAAGAUCGCUUUAUCGCCAAGGCUCUGCUUGUCGGUACCUAGCCUCUUCGGAUUAGUCUCUGCUCUGUGCACUGCAAACACAACACUUUGUCCAUUAAAGGCGUCGCUAGCAGCCAACACCCAAGACUUCCCAUCCUCAAUAACUCUAUACCGUGACCCUUUAUGCCCGAGGUCAAGAACAAGGUCUGUCUGAUCGUUCACGAUGGGUGGGGAAUCGCUCCAGAGAAAGGCAUGAAAGGUGAUGCCAUCGAUGCAGCAGAUACCACCAACAUGGACACCAUCGCCAAAAAGCAUUCCUAUCGCACCCUCUUUGCGCACGGAAAUGCGGUCGGUUUGAACGAUGGGCUCAUGGGCAACUCUGAAGUCGGACACCUCAACAUCGGUGCAGGCCGCAUCGUGUGGCAAGAUAUCGUCAAGAUUGACGUAUCCAUUGCAAAAAGGCAGUUCCACAAAAAUGAGACGAUCCUUGCAAGCAUGAAACGUGCGAAGGAUGGAAAUGGCCGUCUUCACCUGCUUGGUCUGGUUUCGGAUGGUGGUGUGCAUUCUCACAUCAGACAUCUCAAGGCGCUCUUAGAGACUGCGAAGGAAUUUGGCGUUCCCCACACUUAUGUCCACUUUUUCGGCGACGGCCGUGACACUGCACCUCGCUCGGCUAAGGGUUACGCACAAGACCUGCUGGACUUUAUGAAAGAGAUAAAAUAUGGUACGAUUGCCACGGUUGUCGGCAGAUACUACGCCAUGGACCGCGACAAGCGUUGGGAGCGCAUCAAGAUUGCUGUUGAUGGUCUCGUCCGCGGUGAGGGAGAAGAAGGCAAAGACGUCCUCGAAAAAAUUGAGGAGAGGUAUAACAAGGAUGAGACCGAUGAGUUCCUGAAGCCCAUUAUCGUAAAUGGGGACGAGGGACGCAUUAAGGAUGAAGACACCCUCUUUUUCUUCAACUACCGCUCGGAUCGGAUGCGUGAACUUGCUACCGUCAUCGGUCUCCCGGACAAGCCCAUUGAAAUAGAUAUCCCUAAAGACCUGCACAUCACCACCAUGUCCCGGUACAAUGCUGAGUUCCCAUUCGCGGUGGCCUUCCCGCCGCAAGCUAUGACCAACGUCCUAGCUGAGUGGCUUUCCAAAGAAGGCGUGUCCCAAGCGCAUAUCGCGGAGACAGAGAAAUAUGCCCACGUUACGUUCUUCUUCAACGGCGGGCUCGAGCAGCAGUUCGCUGCAGAGGAGCGCUUUAUGAUCCCAUCCCCCAAGGUCGCUACAUACGACAAGCAGCCAGAGAUGAGCGCCCAAGGUGUAGCAGACAAGGUCGCCGAGGUGGUCAAGAGCAAGAAACAUGAGUUCGUCAUGUGCAACUUUGCCCCGCCCGACAUGGUCGGCCAUACGGGUAUAUAUGAGGCCGCGGUGGAGGCUAUCACUGCUACUGAUAAGGCGGUCGGAACGGUCUACGACGCAUGCGUUGAGGCCGGAUAUGUUUUACUUAUUACUGCAGACCACGGAAAUGCGGAGCAAAUGAUCAACUUGGAGACUGGCGCCCCUCAUACCGCACACACUACGAACCAGGUGCCUUUCAUCAUGACAGCCGAGGGUCUUGAGUUUGCGGAUGAUGAGGAAGAUGGCAAAGGAGAAGAGGGGGGUGCACUUGCUGAUGUUGCACCCACUAUUUUGGCGAUCAUGGGCUUACCGCAGCCUGAAGAAAUGACCGGGCGCUCGUUACUGAAGAAAGAGAAGAUCGAGUAGACGACGAUGCAACGUAGAUCAAGAUUGUAGAAUAAGUAUACCGUCACUGUAGAAAUAUAACACCAAUACUCGGAAAAUCUACGUAAACGGAGUCGGCUUAAUUUGGAGGAGACACAGCUGCCAGCGUUUACGAGGGUUGCCGAGACGUAUCAGGAUGUUUUGGGACUAGCGUGACCCUGUUUGGUAGCACCGCG
Molecule: messenger RNA, 1952 nt
Organism: Suillus clintonianus
Lineage: Eukaryota; Fungi; Basidiomycota; Agaricomycetes; Boletales; Suillaceae
Product: cofactor-independent phosphoglycerate mutase
Exons: 6
Coding region: 190-1758 (522 amino acids)
Biological process (GO): glucose catabolic process
Cellular component (GO): cytoplasm
Molecular function (GO): manganese ion binding
Source: RefSeq, a predicted model, not a curated record